Molecule: messenger RNA, 2091 nt
Organism: Thrips palmi
Lineage: Eukaryota; Metazoa; Arthropoda; Insecta; Thysanoptera; Thripidae
Exons: 6
Coding region: 723-1460 (245 amino acids)
Source: RefSeq, a predicted model, not a curated record
GGCAAGCGGCAGCAGCUCGCCACGGCCACGCCGCCACGCCACGCCAGUACACGCGCGAGCGUUGUGGAAGGCAGACCGAGUGCCGGAGCCACCACGAUCCACGGAGCCCGGCGUGCGAAGAAAUUUACGCCAAGACGCCGGCCGGCUAGUUCUGGACGAGUUACUCCUGCUGUCGCCCAGUGUGUCACGUCAGGUUGACAAGUAUUCUUCUGUGGUUGGCGCAACAUUCUUCAACCUCCAAUGGCGCCGCCAGCAAAACGCCUGAAGGCCGGGACGGAGAAUGAGCCAGUGGAUGUUCCGUCUCUCUCUGCAGUUCAUGCCAACAUGCGCCUCAAGAUGCUUGAGGCUGAGAAUGAAAGACUGAAAAAGCAGCUGCUGGUUGCUCCACAACAGGAAGCAGUAUAGACGAAGUUAAGUACACCAUUAAGAACCAUGCCAAAUUCAUCACAACAAUCCAAAAGACGACUGGAGUCCGAUGUCUGGAUUUGUCAGACCUUGCAAGGAGCACACAGGCUUACACGGGAAGCAGGGCUCCCAAAUGGAAACCAGAUGCCAAGAUUGAUGCUGUUGUGGCAGCACUUUUGAUCAGUAACAUAAAUGUCAAAGAGUUGAAUCUAGGUGAUGCCAAGUGGGCCACAGAAGAAAAAUAUGCAAAGGAUUUGUUGAAAGUAAUACGCCAUUUAAAGAAGAAUGUUACCACACUACGUUGCACAGUUCGGGCAAUGGUGGAGCUUGUGGUUUCUAUGAAGGUCAAGGUACCCAAGAAGAUAUGGUGGAAUAUCGCCUGGGGCCCUGUACCAUUUGUGCCAGGUACAACUUCUUUGAUCAAGGUGAAUGUCCUUGACACUUUGGGAUCCAUGCAAAAUCUUACGACGCUGAAAAUUGUUUUCAAUAAUGUGGAUGAAGAAAGAGACGCCUAUAGUGGCGAGUUUGACUCAGAAUGUCACAGCAAAAAGCUGUUCAGCAAGUUGACGCAAUUGGAGAUCCAUCUCACCAAAGACUGGUUCGAUCACUUGAGCAAGGGCAGUGACGCACCCAGAGAGGACAGAAUCCUGACGGACCUGCUGACCCACUGGAAGGGCGCCAUCACCUUCCUCGACAUGAACGCCGUGGUCAAGACCGCGAAGGAGCCCUCCUUCCUCAGCCUCUUGCCCGGCCUGCACGCCCUGCGCUCCAUCGCGCUGCGCGUCGAGUUCCUGCCCGUCACCAAGGACAUGGCGGCGCUGGAGUCGCUGGGGCUGGUGGUGGAGGACGCGACGCCCGAGGUGCUGGACGCCGCCCUGGACUUCGUCAUGGUGCACGUGCUGUCGCGGCAGUCCCUGCAGAAGCUGAAGCGACUCGAAGUGCGCGCGGCGCCCGGCUACGACAAGCAGAGGCUGGACAAGAUCAUUGGUGGUCUCUCUGACUCAAUCACUCCCCUCGACACGAUCAAAGUCAAUGGCAAGGAUUGGCUGCUGUAAGGGAGUUACGAGUAGUUCAAGCAAUUCUUACGAUCCAAUUUAGUGACAAGAAUUUGCUGUCGUGAGGGAAUUUUAUGUUGUCCAAGCAAGUCCUCUGAUCAAAAAUAAUGACAAGGCUGCUGUGAGGGAAUUUUGAUUUGUUCAAGCAAGUCCUGCGAUCGAAGUUAAUGACAAGGAUUGGCUGUGCAUGUUCAAUGCAGUAUUUUACGCUUAAGUUUUGUUUAAUUUUUAAGUUUUCUAGAGGGACCAUCCUCUGUUACCGCUUUGUGUAACUUCAAAAUCCUUCUAAUUAAUGGAGCAUCGGUAAUCUUCUUUUCUUGUGUCGAGUCAAACAUUCUGGUAUUUUUAAUGAUUUUUUUUGUUGACACGAGUAGAAAAGAUGCAAUCCUAUUAAUCUCUAGUUUAGUGCCAUUCCACCCUAUGGUGAAUGAAAAGUGAAAGUACAAGUUAAUUAAUUAUGUGAUGGAACAUAGUACCUAUGUUAGCAACAUUAAUUCAUGUGUCAUUUACCCAAAGAAUUUGGGAUACUUGAUUUUAAUUUUUUUUCGUACUGCAUUUAGUGUAGAUCUCCCAUUUCUUUUUGUCCUUAAUCUUGUGUAUACAUGAAAUAUAACGCAAAAUGUUGUUCAUA